Trichoderma gamsii is the source of this 780-nucleotide messenger RNA. RefSeq lists its product as hypothetical. The transcript has 4 exons. NCBI's taxonomy places the organism in Eukaryota, Fungi, Ascomycota, Sordariomycetes, Hypocreales, Hypocreaceae. Bases 1 to 780 code for a protein of 259 amino acids. The record is from RefSeq and is a predicted model, not a curated record.
AUGUUCACGUACAGAGGACGCGGAGGACCCAGCAGGUCAACUCCGGCCAAUGUCCAGUGCCAAAAGUCACGGCACUAUUCAUAUGAAUGCAAGUCAUCAUCUCAGGAACGGCCAUAUGUCUCUCGCCCUUCGCGUUCACAACAGCUUCGCAAUCCUAAGCUUGUUCCCAAACUGACAAGCGACACUCCCAAUCCCCUAGAAAAGAAAAAAGGUGUUGCAGAUCAGGAGCUUGCCAAAUUAGAGGCUGAGCGGGAAAGAAAGCGAGAGCUCGAGGAUCGCGAGGAUGAACUGCUAGAUGCGGGUUCCAGGCGCCGGAGAUCCGUCUCAUCUCACUCAGUCUCCACCAUCUCAACAGAUGCAUCAAGAGAUUCUCGCUCUCCGCCCCCUAGGCGAAGAACCAGGUCUCCUGCCGCCAAGCGUCGAGACCAUAGCCCUAAGUCUGCUAGCAAUCGCAGUUACAGCGCAGACUCCGCCAGUGAUCGCAGUUACAGCCGAAGUCCGUCACCUCCACGACGGCAAAGGCGAAUCGAUCCGGGCAGCCCUCUCGUGCUCGAAGAGAUGAUGUCUCGCCCCCUCGGCAACGGCAUGAUCAAGGGCCUGGGAGACGUCAUGGCAAACGGCGGGGUGAUUCAAACUCGCGAUCGAGGUCACCGCAGCGAGAUGACCGGCCAUAUCGAAGGCGAGAUGAUGACAACCGACCGCGUGGCGGACGUCGUGGCGGUGGUCAUCAGGGACACGGGAGAAUGCCUCCCAGAGACGCGCCCCGAGAGCGAAGUCUGA